Molecule: messenger RNA, 1238 nt
Organism: Dioscorea cayenensis subsp. rotundata (Guinea yam)
Lineage: Eukaryota; Viridiplantae; Streptophyta; Magnoliopsida; Dioscoreales; Dioscoreaceae
Exons: 2
Coding region: 357-1022 (221 amino acids)
Source: RefSeq, a predicted model, not a curated record
AUCCGAAGCACGAAAUUCAUAUGCCUUAGGGGGGACCCACAUUCCAGUCAAAUGAAAAAACGCCACGUCAUACUCAAGGAAAAACCUGAAUGCUGUCUGAGAUGACACAGCUAAAAUUCCAAGGCAAAAUGGCGCUAUAAAUACAUCUCUGAGGGUCCCAUCAAGCUUUCCAAUUCUCUCUUGUAAAACUCACGCCUUUUCCCAUCCACACGUCACUCGGACGCGAUCGCCGUCUUGUUUACGCCGGCACUCCAUCGAAGACGACGAUGGUCCCGGACAAGCUCGAAGACUGAGAGGGUGUCCGAUCGAGAUUUGGGGGGGAUUGAUUGGAGGGGUGGAUUGGAUUUGGUUUCUUGAUGGCAAUGGUUGAUUGCCGGAGCUUGAUCGAGUUCUGCCGGGCGUUCGAGCAGCAGCGGAACAUGGCGGCGAACUCUCAGGCGUCUUCCGGUCACAAUCGACACAAGAAGAGCAAGUCUUUGAAUCCUUUGUCUCACCCUUUCUGUGAGCUAUCGCCCUUCGCCGCCAUCGACAUCUUGAUCUUGUUUCUUGCCCUCGGAGCCCUCGGCAUCCUCACCGUCCCUUACUUUAAGCUCAUCUGCCAGGAAUCGUCAUAUCUCCUCGUAGCGGCUUUGGUUUUCAUUGGAGAACUCGUCUACAAUGCACCGAUUGCGUAUGUUGCUGGUCUGGUCAUCAUUAUCGCCGUGUUCACCGCUUGGGAGUGGGCCGGCUACCAAGCAAGGAAAUGCGGGAACCCUUACUGCAAAGGGUUGAAGAAAGCUAUCGAAUUUGAUAUCCAGCUCGAGUCUGAGGAAUGCGUGAAGUACUUGCCACCCUUGCCAGAGGACGUCUUUGGUGCCCGGCGAUUGGAGCUUGGGCAGGAUCACAAAGAGCUGGAAGCUGAGCUGAAGAAGAUGGCACCUCUGAACGGACGGACCGUCCUCAUCUUUCGGUCGCGCUGUGGGUGCCCAGCCGGCAGAAUGGAAGUUUGGGGGCCAAAGAAAGUGAGACGGAUAAAGAAGUAGAUUAACAUACCUUGAACUGCUCUUCAUAGAAACAGAACUGCAAACUGGGUUAUCUGUUGAUCGCCCUAUAGUUUCUCUUCUAUUUUAGCAAAUAAAUGGCAUAUACUAUGCCCUGAAGAUUGUAACAUCUUGUGGGAUCAUAAAAAUCAGCCUUUCGCCCCCAGUGGACUAUACAGUCUAUACCGACAUAAUAAUUAAUACAUAUAUUGGAACUCA